UGAGAGGCGGGGCUUGUGCGUGACCUGCUCCAGAGGCUGACGCGAGGGGCGUGGCGGCGGCCGGCAUUAUGGAGCACUACGCGGGCGCUGGGGACGAGGUCGCCGACAGGGCCCGGCAGCAGGAGCGGCACUACCAGCUGCUGUCCGCACUGCAGAGUCUGGUCAAGGAGCUCCCGAGCUCCUUCCAGCAACGCCUGUCCUACACCACGCUCAGCGACCUCGCCCUGGCGCUGCUCGACGGCACCGUGUUCGAGAUCGUGCAGGGGCUGCUGGAAAUCCAGCACCUCACCGAAAAGAGCCUGUACAACCAGCGACUGCGGCUGCAGAACGAGCACCGAGUGCUCAGGCAGGCUCUGAGGCAGAAGCAUCAGGAAGCCCAGCAGACCUGCCGGCCCCACAACCUGCCAGUGCUCCAGGCAGCUCAUCAGCGCGAGCUGGAGUGGAGCAUCGAAUUCGAGAGGAACAGCAGGCGAUGGACCGCAAGAUUGUCCUGGAGCUGGACCGGAAGGUGGCUGACCAACAGAGCACACUCGAGAAGGCAGGAGUGGCUGGUUUCUACGUGACUACCAACCCACAGGAGCUGACACUGCAGAUGAAUCUGUUGGAACUCAUCCGGAAACUGCAACAGAGGGGCUGCCAAGCAGGGAAGGCAUGCCUGUGACCAUGUAGGGGUCCCUACUGGCCCCCAUUGCCCAGGAUGGUUAGAAAUGCAGCCUUGUCCACUGUUGCCAGAAAGCUGCAAGAGCCACUGAGGAGCUGCUAGCAGCUCUCAUCUUUCUGAGACGAGGCUGGUUGGACCCUGGCUGCACCUGCCAUCCACCUUUUGAACUUUUUUGUCCAAACACUAGGAUGGUAUCUUGAGGAGGAAGAGGUCCAACUUGCCAGCUGAUAGUCCCAGGACUAGCUGUUGAGUGGGGCUUUUGGUUCUGGUGCCUUCCCCUCUGGGCACAUGCCACCCUCUAGCCUCAGACUUUGCCUUAUUCUGGUCAUGGCCCCUCCCUUAAUAGCCACAGCCCCCAAGUGAAAGAGGCCUCAAAGCCUAAGCCCUAUAUGGCCUAGAGAAAUAAAGACCCCUGCAGAUG
Nannospalax galili (Upper Galilee mountains blind mole rat) is the source of this 1082-nucleotide messenger RNA. RefSeq names its product protein DGCR6. NCBI's taxonomy places the organism in Eukaryota, Metazoa, Chordata, Mammalia, Rodentia, Spalacidae. Bases 69 to 563 code for a protein of 164 amino acids. The record is from RefSeq and is a predicted model, not a curated record. The transcript is spliced from 5 exons.